UACAUGAGCAAAGAAGAGCUCAUCCUGGACUUUCUUUGAGUGUCAGAGCUGGAGUUAGCAAGCUCCUCUGUGCUUUUGGGUCAAGCAAAACAAGACCAGGGAGUCGAGCUGAGAGAAGAUGUGUCUAAUUUUGCUGUCUUAAAUGCACCUUAGCAAUUAUGACACCUGCUUCUUUUUUUUAAUCUUGAAGAUGCCUGAAGUCGAGCAAGCUGUUCUCUUCUAUUGACACUGAAAAAGUGGUUCAGGGCUAUGUUUGUCACACAUCUUUUGCUUGUGGUUUUAAAAAUCACUUUGGUCAGUGUGUCACCGGAGGAGCCCGGGAGUUGUCCCAGAGGAUAUCAAACACAGAAAGAAAAUUCCUCAUGCGUAGAACCUACACCAUUCCUAGUUUUCAGCCAAGGAAAUGCAAUCUUUAGAAUAGAUACAGAAGGAACCAAUCACAAAAGACUGGUGACUGAUGCUGGCUUAGCAACGUUAAUAGAUUUCCAUUAUGAGGAAGAUCAUCUUUAUUGGGUGGACACUGAAGAAGGUCUUCUCCAACGAGUGUCCCUGAAUGGUUCAAAUCAAGAGACAAUUUGCUACAUAGGAAAAGAUGUUUCUGGAUUUGCAGUAGAUUGGAUAAACCAAGAAAUUUACUUUGCUCACUAUCAGAGGGCCACAAUUGAGGCAGUCAACAUGAAUGGAAAUUCUCGAAUCAUCAUAAAUGAUGAACACCAUCCCACCAGUAUUGCAGUUGAUCCAAGCAAGAGGUUUUUAUUUUGGUCUUCUGAAGGAGCCAUCAACAGCAUCUAUAGAGCAGUUCUGAAUGAAAAAGAGGUGUGGAGAGUUCUAAGAAGCACAGGAAAAAUCAGAAGUAUCUCAUUAGAUUUUAUUGAUCUAAGGCUCUUCUGGAUCCAGUACGAUGACAAUGAUGAAAUUUCAAAUAUUGGAACCUGUGACUAUGAUGGUAGUUCUGCCCAUUUAUUCAAGUAUAUAGUACGAAACCAACUUUCUGACAUAUUUCUCUUUGCUGAUCACAUGUACUAUUCUGACUCAACCACUGGUAGUAUUCGUAGAGCCAGUAAAUACACAGGAAAAGAUAUAGUUGUAAUUAACCUGCAGCCAUCACUUCCUCCACCUGCUGAGAUACUGGUAGUGCAUCCAUUGCAACAGCUUGGCAUAAGGAGGGAUUACAAAGCAUUUGAAGGGAGACCCUGCCUUUCAACCCAAAAAAGCUGCAAGAGAAGUACCUGCAAGCGAGACUCCAAGAGCAGUCAGUGCAAAUGUAUGAGCGGCUUUACCUUAAGCAAAAACAGGCGAUAUUGUGAAGAUGUCAACGAAUGUGCAUUAUGGAACCAUGGAUGUACUUUAGGCUGUGUCAAUAUCCCAGGCUCCUAUUAUUGUACUUGUCCAAGGAAUUUUGUUCUACUCCCUGACAAGAGAACUUGCCAUGAACUUAUUUCCUGUCCAAGCAAUUACAUUCACUGCAGUCAUGGUUGUGCACAGACACCUGAGGGACCAGUUUGCUUUUGCCCUGAAGGGUCCAUUCUCAAAGCAGAUGGAAGAACAUGCACAGGUUGUACAUCUCCAGAUAAUGGUGGCUGUAGCCAGAUUUGUAUUUCUCUGAGUCCAUCAUCCUGGGAAUGUAGCUGCUUUCCUGGCUAUAGUCUCCAGGAGGACAAAAGGCAUUGCAUCACUACAGGGCUGAAGCCAUUUCUGUUGUUUGCAAACAGCCAAGAAAUCCGCCGUAUUGGUUUUGAUGGAACAGAUUAUUCAAGUUUACUUGACUGGCAGAUGGGAAUAGUCUUAGCGCUGGACUAUGACCCUGUUGAAAAUAAGAUUUAUUUUGCCCACACAGCUUUGCAGUGGAUAGAGAGAACUAGUCUGGAUGGCUCAGACCGUGAAAAAGUUAUCCACGAGGCAACUGAGAGACUUGAAGGGCUUGCUGUUGACUGGAUUAACCGUAAAUUGUACUGGACUGACUGGGGAAAGUCCUGCAUUGAAAGUAGCAAUCUAAAUGGAAUGCAGAGGAAAAUAAUUAUCCAGGAGGAUGUGUCUCAGCCUCGAGGAAUUGCAGUUCAUCCAUUCACUGAGGAACUAUUUUGGACAGACCUAGGAAUUAAUCCACGAAUUGAAAGAUCUUCCUUACAAGGCUCUGAUCGGCUCAUUAUAGCAGAGACAGAUUUACUUUGGCCCAGUGGAAUAACGAUUGACUACUUUGCUGACAAGUUGUAUUGGUGUGAUGCACAAAAGUCUGUUAUUGAAACUACAAAUCUGGAUGGUUCUGAACGGCGAAUACUCACACAGAAUGAUGUAGGUCAUCCAUUUGGCAUAACAGUGUUUGGGGACCACAUUUGGUUCUCUGAUUGGGCAAGGCCUUCGUUACUGAGAAUGGACAAGAAGACUGGCCUAAAUAAGGUCCGACUUGGAGGCAACAUGUUGAGGCCCUCGUCAUUGACAGUCAUUCACCCUUUAGCAAAACCAGGCCGCAGGUUCAUAUACACAGAGGGAGUGCUGAGUAACAAGACAUUAGCACUGGAACAACUCUACCAACGUCCUCUGAGUAACAGUGCAUAUGGAGAUAGCAAUGGGAAUGAUCGCCAGAUGAAACUGACGCUGACUGCUGAAAUCGUUGUGUCUAACCAGGACAAUUGUAUAUGGUUGGGAUGUGAUGUCAAUGCCCAGUGCAUUUUGAAUGAAGAUGGUGCUACUUGCCAAUGCCAGACAGGGUUCAUCAUGGAAGGCCAACUGUGCUAUGAUGUCGAUGAGUGUGUGUUUAACAUGGGCAAAUGCAAUCAGAGCUUGUCAAGGUGUAUCAAUACGGAAGGCAGCUACUUUUGUGAGUGCCUUGUGGGAUAUACUGAAGAUGGACUUCAUUGUUCUGGUAAGCAAGAGGCAUCAUCACAACUGAAAGACAUAUUCGAGCCAGGCAAAAACACUCAGAGAGGACAUGGGACAGAAGCAGUAAGAGAACCUGUCACACCUCCUCCCACUCCAACCCGUGAUGAGUCCACUGUAUCGGAGCAGGAAAUUCCUGCUGGGUGCCCAUCGUCGUACUGUCUCCAUGAGGGACUUUGUGUUUAUUUUUCAGAACUGCAAGCUUUUGCAUGCAAAUGUGUGAGAGGCUACCUGGGAGAGCGCUGCCAGUUCAGUGACUUGGAAUGGUGGGAGCAGCAACACGUGAUGCAAAGAAACAAACAGAAUGUCGCCACUGCAGCUUGCUGGGCUGUGUUGUUCCUGACCCUUCUUCUUGGAGUUGGUGCUCUCUAUUGCUACAGUAGACAACAGAGGCUUUGCAAGAAGGAGCUAUGUGCAGAAGCAAUACAAGACAGUAGCAGCAGCAGCGCUGACAGCGACAACAUGAAGCUCCCAAGCAGCAAGCCACUGUUAAUUAUAAUGGAAUGCAAUGGCAACAGUGAAGACAGACGUAUAGAUGGAACAGACUACGAUACGAAAGAUCUUGAUUAUUUCUGCCUUUCAAAAACCUUUUGAGCAAAGGAAAUCUGGUCCACCAACGCUGGCAAACGAAGUAACAGAUCAGGCCUCUCUCUUGGCAUCAGUCUUGUGAAUCAGAGAAUGACCUUCAACGUCUUCUGUGGAAAGCCAGCCUUAAACACUCCCCAAAGUGAGACUUCCUCGGCAACUUCACACAGUCAGUUAAAGCAAGCAGAUUAAAGAACCUUUCACAGGGCACCGAUGGUGUGUUAAGUAACCGAAAUGUAUGAUCUUUCAAAACAAAUUUUAAAAGAAUUAUUUUAUUGAAACUAAUUUCUACACGUUUGUAAAAUAAAAAA
This is a messenger RNA of Rhineura floridana, 3773 nucleotides long. It is a transcript of the gene EGF, whose product is annotated as epidermal growth factor. The transcript has 23 exons. Gene Ontology annotation, molecular function: calcium ion binding. The record is from RefSeq and is a predicted model, not a curated record. Lineage: Eukaryota; Metazoa; Chordata; Lepidosauria; Squamata; Rhineuridae. Bases 250 to 3471 code for a protein of 1073 amino acids.